GUUGCGCACUGCUCAACUUUGCUGUAGGAUUCACAUCACAGUCAUCAGAGUCACACUGGGCAGUUUCCCAGUAGAUGGCCACACUGUGUCUCAGGAAGGGCCCAUUGCCGCUUUGUCCAAGGCCAUCUCAUGGGCUCGAAGCCAUGGGAGGGGAGGGGUCCUGCCAGGAUGACACAGAGUCUGGGGCCCUCACUUUCCUCCCAUCAGAUGAUGCCAAGCCUGGGAAGGCACUGAGACUGCAGCGGAGUGGGCCAGGGGGCAGUGAGAGGAGGGGACGUGGGCGGGGCAGGGCUGGGGCACUGGAGGAGCAGGUCAGGCAGGGCCCGUCAGCCCAGAGGCACCCCAGGACUCAAGCCUGCAGCUGACCCCGCUCUCCUAGGCCUCACUGCAGCUGUGGGAAGGGGAAGCAUGGAGCCCUCCCUCAAGAUCAGCACAGCGCCUGGCUUGAGCUCAUGACAGUGACCGUCCCCUGCUGCCACCAUUGCAGUCACUGCCCUGGUGGGCAGCCUGGACCCCAGCUCCACCACGCAUGGACUGUGUGGGCUUGGGCAGUGCCAAGCUCAGCCUCACGGGCCUGUGGGGACGGUCACAGGAGGUCCACGUGCCAGGCCCAGGGUUCACGCACAGGGUUACCACCACUGCGAGGUUGCCUGCCCCGUCUUGUACCUGGCUGUCCAUGCCCUCAUCUCAGGCAGCAGGACAAAGGCAAGUGGAACUGAGAGGGGAGAGAGAGGCCAGAGUCCCCUGCAGCCCUGUCCCCAGGACCAGU
Pan troglodytes (chimpanzee) is the source of this 769-nucleotide messenger RNA. RefSeq lists its product as uncharacterized. The record is from RefSeq and is a predicted model, not a curated record. The transcript has a single exon. Lineage: Eukaryota; Metazoa; Chordata; Mammalia; Primates; Hominidae.